This is a messenger RNA of Racocetra persica, 1121 nucleotides long. The record is from the annotation of a GenBank genome assembly. Lineage: Eukaryota; Fungi; Glomeromycota; Glomeromycetes; Diversisporales; Gigasporaceae.
CCUAAAAGAACUUUAACUAAUGAUAUUCUUUGUAAUAAUAAUGAAAUAACUGAACUAGAUAUUUCUAAUGAAAGUGGUUGGGAUAAAUUGGAGAUUAAAGAUUGUCCGAACUUAACUACCCUAAUUGCUGAUAAUUGUGAAUUAGAAGAAAUCAAAAUUAUUAAUUGCCCUAACUUGAAAACUUUAUCUUUUAGACAGAACAAACUUGAAAAUAUUGACCUAACAGGUUUACCUAACUUAGAGGGUUUGUAUUGUUCGGGUAAUAAUUUGAAAACUAUAGGUUUAUCUAGUAAUAAAAAGUUAAAACACUUAGUUUGUGAUAAUAAUAUGAUUGGAGAAUUAGAACUAAAACACUUAAAAAACUUAGAAAGUUUGUAUUGUUUUAAGAAUUUUUAUUUAAGGGAGUUAGAACUUGAUGGUUUAACUAGUUUGAAAGAAUUAUAUUGUGCUAACUCUCAACUUUCUGACUUAGAACUUGAUGGGUGUCGAGAAUUAGAAAUUUUGGAUUGUGCUGAAAAUUAUUUAAUGAGAUUAACAAUUUCUGAUAAACCAAAACUUAAAGUUGUUUCUUGUAAAGAGAAUAAUUUCGGAAAGUUAACUAUUGCUGACUGUCCUAAUUUAAAAUUUUUAGAUUUUUCAACGUUAAACAACCUUUCGCCUGCUAGAUUAAAUAUUGAUAACUCAAAUUCUCUUGAAAAAUUAUUAAGAAUAGGAGAGUCCGUGAAAGUUGAGAGGGAUGGUAUGAUAGGAGAGGCAUAUUUUUAUGAGGAAACCGACUUUAUAGCCCUUAGAAACAUUGAAAAAAUAGAAAACAUUCUCAAUAAUCCUAAUGAUUAUUCCCUUGCAGAUUUAUUAAAACUAGGAAGAAAAGAAUUGUAUGGCGUUCCUACUGAUUUGAGAGAAAAAUUAGUUAAAUUAGCACAACAAAAAUCUGAAGAAGAAAUUAAGAGAAAGUUCACUCCUUAUCAAUCACCACCAUCUUCACCGCCGCCUUUGGAAAAAGAUAAUUCGCCAAGUGAAGAAGAAACCCCACUUGAUACUCCUAAGGAAAUACCAACACCAAAGGAUAAUAAUGAAAAUAAAGACCAAACUAUUCUUGCUUUACAACAGAAAAUUACUGA